AUACAUUCAGCCAGCUGGUUCACUCAGACAGGUCAGUUCCAUAAGUUCCAUUCAUUCGUGUCAACUAAACAGCGCCGGCGAAUAAUUUGAUUAUUGUCGUGGACGAAUAAAUACGACGUCGAUUUUUUUAAUUAUUGAGAUAUCAUUCUACGAAAGCGCGAGGUGCACGAGGACACGUAUUGUGUGCAGAGUUGUGCGUGACUUGCAAGAAAAAUGGGAAAAUUACUUAUAGUUUUCCUGGCUUUCGCUGCCACAUGCGUGGCAGGAUUUAUGAGAGUGCCGCUGUAUCGCAUGAAGACAGCACGUAAUCACUUCCAAGAGGUGGGCACAGACCUGCAGGUGCUGAGAAUCAAGUAUGCCGUGUCGGGCCCGGCUCCCGAGCCUCUCUCCAACUACCUGGAUGCACAAUACUACGGGCCGAUCUCCAUCGGCAACCCGCCGCAGACGUUCAAGGUGGUGUUCGAUACGGGCUCGUCCAACCUGUGGGUGCCCUCAAAGAAAUGCCACUACACCAACAUCGCCUGCCUUCUGCACAACAAAUACGACAGCAGUAAGUCCAACACGUACCGCGCCAACGGCACCGAGUUCGCCAUCCACUACGGCAGCGGCAGCCUGUCCGGCUUCCUGUCGCAGGAUGACGUGUCCGUGGGCGGCAUCACGGUGCGCGGCCAGACCUUCGCGGAGGCCAUGUCGGAGCCGGGGCUCGCCUUCGUGGCCGCCAAGUUCGACGGCAUCCUCGGGAUGGCUUUCCGCAGCAUUUCAGUGGACGGCGUGACGCCGGUGUUCGAUAACAUGGUGGCGCAGGGACUCGUCAAGCCCGUGUUCUCCUUCUAUCUGAACAGGGACCCGAGCGCGGCGCAGGGCGGGGAGGUGAUCCUGGGCGGCUCGGACCCCGCGCACUUCCGCGGGAACUUCACGUACGUGCCCGUCCACCGGGCCACCUACUGGCAGUUCCACAUGGACGCCGUCGAGGUCGCCGGACACUCCUUCUGCACGCAGGGCUGCGAGGCGAUCGCGGACACGGGCACCUCGCUGAUCGCGGGCCCCACGGCCGAGGUGGAGGCGCUCAACAAGGCGCUGGGCGCCACCCCCAUGGCGUUCGGCCAGUACGUGGUGGACUGCGCGCUCAUCCCCAAGCUGCCCACCGUCAGCUUCUCGCUGGGCGGCGCGCGCUUCACGCUGGAGGGCCAGGACUACGUGCUGCGGGUGUCGCAGUUCGGCAAGACGGUGUGCCUGUCGGGUUUCAUGGGGCUGGACAUCCCGCCGCCCAACGGGCCGCUGUGGAUCCUGGGCGACGUGUUCAUCGGCAAGUACUACACGGAGUUCGACGUGGCCAACAAGCGCAUCGGCUUCGCGCCCGCCGUUUGACUGCGUCGUACCCCUCAGUAGUUCGUAUAUUAGAGUAACUUCAUUUGCAAUGCAAUCAGUCUACGCUUUAUAAUCUCGGCGUUUUUAUAAUCAAUAACGUGUAAACAUAGACAUGACAGUCCUAUUUUACCAGAAUCACACACGACCUUAUGUUGUGUCCAUUGUUUUUUUUAUGUUUGUACUUUAGAAAUAAAAUAAUUAAAAAUA
This is a messenger RNA of Trichoplusia ni (cabbage looper), 1575 nucleotides long. RefSeq names its product lysosomal aspartic protease (gene CatD). NCBI's taxonomy places the organism in Eukaryota, Metazoa, Arthropoda, Insecta, Lepidoptera, Noctuidae. Gene Ontology annotation, cellular component: lysosome. Gene Ontology annotation, biological process: cell death; proteolysis. Gene Ontology annotation, molecular function: aspartic-type endopeptidase activity. The transcript has 10 exons. The record is from RefSeq and is a predicted model, not a curated record. The coding region runs from base 214 to 1368 and encodes 384 amino acids.